This is a messenger RNA of Anolis sagrei ordinatus, 4423 nucleotides long. The record is from RefSeq and is a predicted model, not a curated record. Lineage: Eukaryota; Metazoa; Chordata; Lepidosauria; Squamata; Anolidae.
AACGUCUUGGGAGCAGCAGCAGCUGGGACGUCAUGUUGCUCGGCACGUCUCUUGCUCAGGGCCGGGACUCCAAACCCCAAACAGACCCUGUUGGGACUGCGGUCAUCCUGGAAUAUCAGCAAAGAGAGACUUUUGUGCAGUCCUCCCGUAGGACAAGGCCUGUGCGGCUGUGGCCAUGGCCAGACCUCUGACCGCCACUCUGCCCAUCGUCACUGACCUUCACAUUUGGGGAGCCUGGCCAUGCUUCCUCUGUCUCCUUCCUCCUUGAACCCUUCACCCCUUUAGGAAAAUGCAGAUAAAUCCCAACAUCCGGAGCAAGCGGAGGUUCACCGUGGCCCACACGCUUUGCUUUGACAUUGAGAAUGGCUUUUCUCCAGGCCGGAGCCCGCUGGAGUCCUUGGCCAACCCAAGCCUGGGGCUGGUGGUUCAGGGAUCCGCUUUGCAUGGACAGCGCCGGGAAUCGUUCCUCUACCGUUCUGACAGCGACUAUGACGUCUCCCCAAAUGCCAUGUCCCGUAAUUCCUCUGUGGCCAGUGAAAUGCAUGGAGAGGACCUGAUUGUGACCCCCUUUGCACAGGUCCUGGCCAGCCUUCAAACAGUGAGAAGCAACUUCACCGUUGUAACCAAUGUGCAGCAAGAGCGCAGCAGUAACAAGAAAGCCUCCAGCCCGCCUCCACCCAAAGUCAACCUUCCUGAAGAUGUUGUCCAUAAAUUGGCCAUGGACACACUGGAGGAGCUGGAUUGGUGCCUGGACCAGUUGGAAACACUGCAGACCCGCCACUCGGUCAGCGAGAUGGCCUCCAAUAAGUUCAAAAGGAUGCUCAACCGAGAGCUGACACACCUCUCCGAGACCAGCCGUUCGGGAAACCAAGUUUCCGAAUACAUCUCCAGCACCUUUUUGGGAAGACAGCCACUUGCCUCUGGUGGCACUGUGAGAAGGUCCUCCAUUGUGCAUGUGACAGGGCUCAGACAGCAUUGUAACAAGCAACAUGAAGUGGAAAUCCCGCCUGUGGUCCCUAAGGAGAAAGACAAGAAGAGGCGCCCCAUGUCUCAGAUCAGUGGUGUGAAGAAGCUCACACACAGCUCCAGCUUCAACUUGACAGCUGUCCCUCGCUUCGGGGUCCUGACAGAGCAGGAGGGGCCGCUGGCCAAGGAACUCGAGAAUGUGAACCGGUGGGGCCUGGACGUCUUCAAGAUCUCUGAAUACUCGGGCCACAGGCCCCUGACCGUCAUCUUGUACAGGAUCUUCCAGGAGAGAGACCUGUUGAAGACCUUCCAGAUUCCGGUGGACGUCUUCAUCACCUUCGUGAUGACGCUGGAGGACCACUACCACUCAGACGUGUCCUACCACAACAACAUCCAUGCGGCUGACGUGGCUCAGUCCACACACGUCCUGCUCUCCAUGCCAGCUCUGGAGGCCGUCUUCACCGACCUGGAGGUCCUGGCAGCCAUCUUUGCUGCCGCCAUCCACGAUGUCGAUCACCCAGGCGUCUCCAACCAAUUCCUGAUCAAUACCAACUCCGAAUUGGCACUGAUGUAUAACGACGUCUCGGUGCUGGAAAACCACCACCUAGCCGUGGGAUUCAAGCUCUUGCAAGAAGAAAACUGCGACAUCUUUCAGAACCUCACCAGAAAGGAACGGCAAAUGCUCCGGAAGGUGGUCAUCGACAUGGUCCUGGCGACAGACAUGUCCAAACACAUGAAUCUCCUGGCUGACCUGAAGACUAUGGUGGAGACCAAGAAGGUGACCAGCUCAGGAGUGCUGCUUUUGGACAACUACUCCGACCGCAUCCAGGUCUUGCAGAACAUGGUGCAUUGUGCCGAUCUCAGCAACCCCACCAAGCCACUGGAGCUUUACCAGCAGUGGACGGAGCGCAUCAUGGUGGAAUUCUUCCACCAGGGGGACCGCGAGCGGGAGAAGGGCAUGGAGAUCAGCCCCAUGUGCGACAAACACAAUGCCUCCAUUGAGAAGUCCCAGGUGGGCUUCAUCGACUACGUCGCCCACCCGUUAUGGGAGACCUGGGCCGACCUGGUCCACCCAGACGCCCAGGGGAUCCUGGACACGCUGGAGGACAACCGGGAGUGGUACCAAAGCACAAUCCCGAACAGCCCGCCGCCACCGCAGACGCCGCGUUUACCCGACGAAGAAGAGAAGUUCAAGUUCACUUUGCAGGAGGAGGAGGACAGCGAUGACGAGGCGACUGAGGAGGAGGAGGAGGAGAGCGGGAAGUCCAAAGCCACGGAGGGCUCUGCAUCGCCAAACGAGCCUUCGGAGAACCUCGUGGUCAAGCAGGAGGAGGUCCCGGGUGCUGUCGAGCAAAGGAUGGCCCUGCCAAAGGAACCCAAGCUGAGUCUUGACCAAGAAGACAAUCUCACCUCUGGGACCCUGGGGACGUAGUCAGCAGAUCGCACCCCAAAAGUGUUGCUCAGCACAGGGUGACCUUCUUUGUGGACCUCUCCUUCCCUUAAAGCAGAGCUUUCCGAACUGUGUGUCAGGACAUGCCAGGGCCUAUAAGCCACAGGCAUGUCGCAUGGGAAGGGAAGCACAGCAUGGAGUUGGAAGGGGUCCCCAAAGGGUAUCUAGUCCAACCCCAUUCUGCCAGGAAGGAAGACAUUGUGAAAGCCCUCCCAAUAGACAGCCAUCCAGCCUCAGUUCAGAAAACUCCAGAGAAGGAAGGAGAAUCCACUGGAAGAGAGCCCCAAACUGUAUCUAGUCCAACCCACUUCAAUCAGACAGAAAUAUGCACAACCAAAGCCAUCCCAAUAGACAGCCAUGCAGCCUCAGUUCAGAAACCCCCAGAGAAGGAAGGGGAAUCCACUGUAAGAGAACUCCAAAGGGUAUCUAGUCCAAUCCACUUCAAUCAGGCAGGAAUAUGCACAACCAAAGCCAUCCCAACAGACGGCCAUGCAGCCUCAGUUCAGAAACUUCUAGAGAAAGAAACUCCACUCGACUCUAGUGAAGGAUAGGUAUUCUAUCCUUCACUAGAGUUGGAAGGGGCUCCCAAAGGGCAUCUAGUCCAACCCCUUUCUGACAGGCAAAAAGCUCUCCCAACAAAUGGCCAUCCAGCCUCAGUGCAGAAACCUCCAGAGAAGGAAGGAGAAUCCACUGUAAGAGAACCCCAAAGGGUAUCUAGUCCAACCCACUUCAAUCACGCAGGAAUAUGAACAACCAAAGCCAUCCUAACAGACGACCAUGCAGCCUCAGUUCAGAAACCCCCAGAACAGGAAGGAGAAUCCACUGUAAGAGAACCCCAAAGGAUAUCUAGUCCAAUCCACUUCAAUCAGGCAGGAAUAUGCACAACCAAAGCCAUCCCAACAGACGACCAUGCAGCCUCAGUUCAGAAACCCCCAGAGAAGGAAGGAGAAUCCUCUGUAAGAGAACCCCAAAGGAUAUCUAGUCCAACCCCUUCAGACUGGCAGGAAGACACAGUUAAAGCCCUUAUGACAGAUGGCCAUCCAGCCUCAGUUCAGAAACUUCUAGAGAAAGAAACUCCACUCGACUCUAGUGAAGGAUAGGUAUUCUAUCCUUCACUAGAGUUGGAAGGGGCUCCCAAAGGGCAUCUAGUCCAACCCUUUUCUGCCAGGCAAAAAGCUCUCCCAACAGAUGGCCAUCCAGCCUCAGUGCAGAAACCUCCAGAGAAGGAAGGAGAAUCCACUGGAAGAGAGACCCAAAGGGCAUCUAGUCCACCCCCCCUCAAAAAUGAAGGAAUGUAUACAACCAAAGCCCUCCCAACUGACAGCUGUCCAGCCCCAGAUGAAUAGAGUACUUUAAAUCACUACAGAAGUGGGGUGCUAGGGCUUGUUCAAGUGAUCAUAGGGACUGUUCUAACUUCUAAAAAAAUAAUUUGCAUAGUUUGUUGCUUGAACUGCAGUCAUUUCCACUGAAAUAGAGUAGUUUCUAAUUCCAAAAAAUCUAUUGACAACUAAAUUUGUGACUAACUGCACACAGUGACCUUAAGAAGAAACCACAACAAUCAACAGUAGCACAUAAGAAGCAUUAACCUUGUUUAUAGAAUAAUGAUUAUAUGAAACUUAUAUGUUUGUGUUUAUGGUUCAACUGCCGAUUUGCUAGUAAAAUUCAAUAGCCGCAUUAGAAAAGGAUGCUUUUCUAAAAAGUGUGUCACCAAAGUGAAAAGUUUGGAAAACUCUGCCUUAAAGAAAUGGAUGGGAUUUCAGCCUGGAAGGGUGAAAAAGAGCAGGGCAAGAACCUUGGUGACUUUAUUUCCCCAGUUUUCUUGUGGGAUUUCCUCUGUAUCUUUUAGUGAAAAAGAACCUUUCUCUGUGAAAAUAUCUAACUUUUGCAAAGUUUCUCCUAGCCAUGUUUCCAUCAACUUUACUUGUUCUUUGCACUAAUUUCUAAACACCCAAAUGAUGUCUCAGCUUAUUUAUUUCUGCUAUUAACUUUUUAGAUAAAUAUUUAUAU